Sebastes umbrosus (honeycomb rockfish) is the source of this 1756-nucleotide messenger RNA. RefSeq names its product sterol 26-hydroxylase, mitochondrial. The transcript is spliced from 9 exons. Lineage: Eukaryota; Metazoa; Chordata; Actinopteri; Perciformes; Sebastidae. The coding region runs from base 12 to 1577 and encodes 521 amino acids. The record is from RefSeq and is a predicted model, not a curated record. Gene Ontology annotation, biological process: cortisol metabolic process; glucocorticoid biosynthetic process; cellular response to peptide hormone stimulus. Gene Ontology annotation, cellular component: mitochondrial inner membrane. Gene Ontology annotation, molecular function: iron ion binding; heme binding; monooxygenase activity.
CUGCUCUCACCAUGGCUGCAUGGCUGUCCCGGAGUGUGAUGCAAAGAAAUGGCAGCUGGUUGCUGUCCUGUCCUGACUCCGUGGCCCGAGCCUGCUCCAGGGGAGUGAGAGGCCCGUCCUCUGCCCCGGAGGCCCUCUCUGCCCUACAGGAAAAGCCUCGGACAGUGGAGGACCUCCAUCACGUCAGCUUCUUGGAGCUAACUUACAGGAUGUUGUUUCAGGGUUUCUACAACCGUUUGCAUGAGCUACAGAUCUAUAACAAGCAGCGAUAUGGGCCCAUAUACAGAGACGGACUAAAGACAGUGUCCGUGAACACUCCAAAGCUGCUGGAGGAAGUCAUGAGGAACGAUGAGAAGUUCCCUUGCCGAGGAGACAUGUCCUUGUGGAAGGAGUAUCGUGAUAUGAGAGGAUUCGGCUACGGGCCUUUCACAGAGGAGGGGGAGAAGUGGUACAACCUGAGGGUGAUGCUGAACAAGCGCAUGCUGCAUCUGAAGGACUCUGCACAGUAUGGUGGUGUUACCAAUGACGUGGUUACAGACUUCCUCAAGAGGAUCGUCUACCUGCGUCAGUGCAGCCCGACAGGAGAUAUGGUGACCGAUAUGGCCAAUGAGUUAUAUCGUUUCUCACUAGAGGGCAUCGCCUCCAUACUGUUUGAGACAAGGCUUGGAUGUCUGGAAAAGGAAAUCCCUGCAGGUACACACGACUUCAUCAACGCCAUAGCCCAGAUGUUCUCCAACCACAUGGCUGCUCUCUUGUUACCUAAGUGGAGCCGCAGUCUACUACCCUACUGGGGGCGUUACAUCGCAGGCUGGGAGGGCAUCUUCAGUUUUGCUAACGAGUUGAUUGACAAGAAGAUGGAGGUCAUUCAGCAGCGUGUGGACAACAACCAGGAUGUGGAGGGCGAAUACCUAACAUACCUCCUCUCAAACACUCAGAUGAGCACUAAAGAUGUGUAUGGCUGCAUCGCUGAGCUUCUAUUAGCUGGAGUAGAUACGACCUCCAACACCCUCACAUGGACUUUGCACCUGCUGUCCAAGAACCCUCAAGCCCAGGACAGACUUUACGAAGAGGUGUCCACAUUGGUGCCAGCAGACCGGAUCCCCUCUGCUGUCGAGGUCAAUCGGAUGCAGUAUUUAAGGGCUGUUGUCAAGGAAGCACUGAGGAUGUACCCUGUGGUUUCUAUGAACGCAAGGAUCAUUGCAGAAAAGAGUGUUGCUGUUGGUGGAUAUCAAUUCUCAAAGAAAACUUCUUUCACGCUUUGUCACUACGCCAUCAGUCACGAUGAGGACACGUUCCCAGAGCCGUUCACAUUUAAGCCGGAGAGAUGGCUCCGUGACGGCCGCGAGAGGCCAAACCCCUUUGGCUCCAUCCCUUUUGGCUUCGGAGUGAGAGGCUGUGUCGGUCGCCGGAUUGCUGAACUUGAGAUGUAUCUGGUUCUGUUUCGGGUAAUCAGGCAGUUUGAAAUCAAACCAGACCCCACCAUGGGAGAGUUGAAAUGCAUCAACCGCCUUGUUCUGAUACCAGACCAACCAGUAAACUUACACUUUGUGGACAGAGGAUGUGAAAACACAGCUUGAUUUGCUUUUGCAAGGUUGAUUGAAUGCAAAUGUUGCAUAUGAAUGAAAAGCUUGUUUAUAUUAGGGCUGUCAAAGUUAACGCGCUAAUAACGAGUUAACGCAAAUUCGUUUUAACGCCACAAAUUUCUUAUUAAAUACUUGACAAAUCUCCCUUUAAGGGAUAUUUUGAACAAAUAAAA